Messenger RNA from Mustela erminea (ermine), 3440 nucleotides. RefSeq names its product myotubularin related protein 11 (gene MTMR11). NCBI's taxonomy places the organism in Eukaryota, Metazoa, Chordata, Mammalia, Carnivora, Mustelidae. The record is from RefSeq and is a predicted model, not a curated record.
GUGUGUGUGUGUGUGUUUUGGAGUAAGAUCUCUUCCUUGGGCCUCCCUCUACUCCCAGAACUUGCACAUACCCUCCUGUACUUGUCUGUGACCAAGAGAUAUUUCCAUUUCUCUCUCCAGUGUUCUCAGGGCACCCUCCACACGAGGUAUGUUUCAUGCUCCCCGGAGAACCAUAUACAACAUGCUUUAACUCUUCUCCCUCAUUUCUUGGGCCUCCCCAGGCAAAAAAUCCCUUGAGUCCCAACUCCCUACUACUUUAACAGGUGUGUCAGGGGAGGCAGCGAGGAAGCCUGAACUGCUUUUGCAUUCCUCCCACUGCACCACCCACUUCAAGAAGACAAAACAAAACAAAACAAAACAAAAAACCCAGCCCAAAUUACUCCGGGUUAAUACUCGGUAUUACUGCUCCCCUCAAAUACUUUCCAGUGCUUGUGAACAGAAGGAGCAUAGGAUCUAGAGUUGGGGAAAGAAUCUGGGUUUUUUCCCCCCAGUUAUCCAUUUUUUCCUCACCCUUUCCAGGCUUCUUCACUUUUCCAAAACUGUGCGUAUUCCCCUUUAAGGGGCUGGGCAUCUCUCCCGCCCUCUCCAGAGUCGACUGAAGUUUCCGAGGAGCCUCCCUAGCUGGGUUGGACACACCUUUCAAAAGACCCCUAAUCGCGCUCUGUGCACCUCAAACGCUCUUUUCCCUGGUGCUGUCCCCUGCCCCUCUCCCUGACUUUCCUCUUCUUAACUACAAGAUUCAGCCUCUCCCUAAGGGGUUUGAGCAUCUUCAAGGUCUCCCCCCCUUCACUGCUCCGUCCCCGGAUGGAGCCAGAGAAAUGUGGUGGGGGGGUCGGGGCCAGAGUUUCAACAUCGCCCCCCAGAAGGCGGAGCCAGACAUGGGGCUCUCUGGGCCAAAGUCCGUCCAGAGGACUGGGAUGCUGGAGUCCAGGAGUUGUCAGCUUGGCCGUCAGCUGGCCACGGGAUGCCUCCCAGGGGAGCAGAUCCUAGCAUGGGCCCCAGGGGUAAGGAAGGGGCUGGAACCUGAAUUGCCUGGAACCCUGAUCUGCACCAACUUGAGGGUCACCUUCCAGCCCUGUGGAUGGCAACGGAGUCAGGAGACUCCCCUGAGCAGUGAAUAUGAUUUUGUCCUGGUCAACAUUGGGCGAUUAGAGGCUGUGAGUGGAUUGUCCAGAGUCCAGCUUCUCGGUCCAGGGUCCCCACUUAAAUUUAUCCCUGAGGAGAUUCUCAUUCAUGGCCGAGACUUCCGGCUGCUCAGAGUUGCUUUUGAGGCUGGAGGACUAGAGCCUCAGGCCUUUCAGGUGACCAUGGCCAUUGUCCGAGCCAGAGCUCAGAGCAGUCAAGCCCAACAGUAUGCAGGGAUAUCCCUGAGCAAGGCUGGCCAGAGUUCAGGGUCCAGAAAACCACCUAUCCCCCUCUUGGAGACAUCAGAAGACUGGGAGACUGAGCGGAAAAAGCAGGGGGCCAAGGGCUGGAGAGUCAGCACUGUCAAUGAGAGGUUCGACGUAGCCACCAGCCUCCCCCGUUAUUUCUGGGUCCCGAAGCGAACUCUGGACAGUGAGGUCAGGAGAACAUUUGGCCACUUCCAUCAGGGCCGUGGACCGCGCCUGUCCUGGCAUCACCCUGGGGGCAGUGAUCUUCUCCGCUGUGGUGGCUUCUAUACAGCCAGCGACCCUAACAAAGAGGAUAUCAGAGCAGUGGAGUCAAUGCUCCAGGCUGGGCAUUCAGAUGUUGUGCUGGUGGACGCUGUGGAUGAACUGCCUAGUCUUACAGAUGUUCAACUUGCCCACUUGAAGCUGAGGGCCCUCUGCCUGCCUGAUUCAUCUGCAGCUGAGGAGAAAUGGCUCUCAGCCUUGGAAGGAACACGAUGGCUGGAUUAUGUCAGGUCUUGUCUUCGAAAGGCCAGUGACAUCUCAGUCUUAGUGACAGCCAGGGUUCGCUCUGUAGUACUCCAAGAGCGCAGUGAUCGUGAUUUCAAUGGCCUCCUCUCUUCACUCGUCCAGCUGCUUUCAGCCCCUGGAGCCCGAACACUGCUUGGCUUCCAAUCACUAGUGCAGCGAGAGUGGGUGGCAGCUGGACAUCCCUUCCUGACCCGACUUGGAGUAACUGGAGCCAGUGAAGAGGCUCCAGUGUUUCUUCUCUUCCUUGAUUGUGUCUGGCAGCUCCUCCAGCAGUUUCCAGCUGAGUUUGAAUUCUCAGAAUUUUUCCUUCUUGCUCUUCACGACAGUGCCAGAGUUCCUGACACUCUCACAUUCUUGAGAAAUACUCCCUGGGAGCGCGGAAAGCAGAGCGGACAGUUCAACUCCUAUACACAAAUCUGUACCCCAGGGUACUCCCAACCCCUUGCUGGGAACUCUCUUAACCCACAACUGUCCGUCUGGGACUGGGAUUUACGUUACAGCAGUGAACAGAUACUACAAUUCCAUAAUCCUGGCUAUGACCCGGAAUACUGCCCAGAUUCCUGGCUCCCUAGACAGCAGACAAGCUUCCUGGUUCCUGGACCCCCCAGUUCUGUGUGGCUCUUCUCCAGAGGGGCCCUGACCCCCCUGAAUCAGCUCUGUCCUUGGCGGGACAGCCCCUCCCUACUGGGUGUCUCUACUCGUUGGCUCCCUCGACCAGCUAUCUCCUCUGAAAGCCUGGCUGAUCAGGAGUGGGGGCUCCCCUCACACUGGGGAGCUUGCCCUUUGCCCCCGGGGUUGCUGCUGCCUGGAUAUCUGGGACCCCAGAUCAGGCUGUGGAGACGCUGCUACCUGAGGGGAAGGCCUGAGGUCCAGAAAGGCCUCUCAGCUCCCACAAUCUCUGGCCUCCAGGAUGAGCUAUCCCAUCUUCAGGAACUUUUAAGGAAAUGGACACCAAGAGUAUCUCCUGAGGAUCAUUCCAAGAAAAGAGAUUCACAUACCAUUCUCUCCAAUCCCAUUGAAAUUGCUGUCUUUUUUAUGGGCCUGGCAGAGGGCGGUCGGGGGUGAGGGAGGGUUCUUUUUAAUUUUCCAAUUUUUAUUAUCUGGUCUUGCUGUCUCAGCUUUUGACACUCCAGCCCUCAGCAAGCUCACUGAUCAACUUUCCAUUGCAGAUGGGUGGUGCUAACCUCCCAACUCUUGCCCUGUCCUGUUUUGUUGCUCAAGAUGUUUCUUAGGAUUUGAGGAAUUAAGAAACAAAAGCAAUCCUGAAUAAGAUUACCUUUGUUUUUUUCAAGGCAAUUCUAUCCCUUUGGAUAUCCAGCUGUUAAAUGUGAGAUGGGAGAUGCUGUUUGUCAGUUCUAAAAAGAUGGUCUACAGAACUCAUUCUCACUUCCUCCUGCUGCUUACUCCCAGUUUGUUUCUUCCCUUUCUUUCCUAUGGGUAUGUCGUGGGUAUGGGAGGCACCCUGUCUCUGACAACUGUAUAUUUUGUAGUGACAUUUCUAUUUAAGGAGUUCAUUAAAGCACAGUUAUUUAUACAUGU